AUGACCAAUAUUGUGCGAGUGGGAGCGCCCAAUAAGGUGAAUGAAGCUGAUCUGACGGACUCCAUCAUCAACGGUCUACCACAUCCAAACUCGUGGCGUUUUACGGCUGUGAUGAACGACCUCGUGACCUUCAGGAUGGAGACGGAUAUCGGAUGGACUUUCUUGGUCGGAUGCACUCGAAAGAUCCAACCUUUGAAGACCGGGAAUUUUCCACGCAUCCUACGGAGUAUUGUGAACAUGCUACAUUUUGAGUCAUUCAUCACGUAUCGUUGGGCUUCCCACUCCCGUGUCGAAGAUCGCCGUGCCGAAUCAGCUCCAUUGACGGAUGGCGUACGGUUGAUGAGCGCUUCAAGGAUCUUCCCGUGUCUAUUCAUGGGGAUGUUCUUCGUUCAGCUUGAAGAUCCGAAAUAA
Molecule: messenger RNA, 411 nt
Organism: Paracoccidioides lutzii Pb01
Exons: 3
Coding region: 1-411 (136 amino acids)
Source: RefSeq, a predicted model, not a curated record